GUUGGGUGGCACAGCCUGACCCUCAGCAUGCAAUCUGAACCAUCUGACUGGGAAGGCUUGGCUUCAGAAUCAGAGUGGGCCAGCUAGAAGGUGCCGCCAGCUUCCCUGCUUGGAGCAAUCUGAUGCUGCAUUAAUUAGCACCACGGUACAAGGAUUGGGUGGAUGUGCUGCUGGUGCUGGGGUUGUUGCCGCAACGUUUGCCCACUCAGAAAUCAAGACGAAGCAGGGAAGCGGGAUGGCAGCACAUUCCGCCAACAUUAAGGAGGACAUUUCAUUGUCAAUCACAGAGGAUGACAUUAAGUUCUACUGGAAGAAGAUUGGGAAACCAGCUAACUCAUUUCCCAGGAUACACAGGAAACAUAAUGUUAGCUUAGUGCACAUGGCCAACGUCUUUAGAGCAAUUAGCGUGGAGGUGGCAAGCUUGCCUUUGGAGGAAGCACCCAACUGUUGGGAAAAGCUGCAGGAGAAACUGGGAUACAAUGACAAGCAGAUGGCGGAAGUCUCAAGUAUUCAAAAAGAUGAAAGAAUCGGGUUUCAAGCUUUUGUGAAGGAGUGUGCAGCUGGCACCGCACGUGACGGCAGCGCAGAAACGCAGGGGAGAAAGCGAAAAGCGAGCGAGUUGGGAAAGAGUCAUAAAGAGGUGGUGCCAGGUGCCCCAUCAGUCGUACAAAAGAAGCGGAGCAAGAUGACAAAGCGGAAAACGAAAGACACGGAGCCAAGCGGCGCAGCUGACAAGAAGGGAGCUCGUGCUUCGCCAACAUCUCCCGCAGCCAACCGGCGGAGCUUGUCACCAGCUCCACAGCCUGUGCAUUCUGUCCGAAGGUCACCACGGGCGUCUCUGUUCCCCGAGAUGCAUCGUAGUGCUGCAAACGGUCCUGCACAAGGUCCUAGCACAUCAAAGCGGACCGAGAGCCCCGAAGGGGUUACUACUCCAUCUUCUCGAGCGGAGCCGCUAUCGCAGUCCGCCGGUUUGGGAGCGGACAAAGGACAAUCUCCCGAAAAGGCAAAUGAGACCACCGGGUCAACCGCGAAGGAAGGCGGGGGACCUUCUCAGACUGCGGACAUUCCCCAAGCAGAGGAGCGGCGGAUGUCUCCUCGGAGACCGACCGGGCCUGAUCCUACCCCUUCAUCGUUUCCACCGUCUCAGACCGGAGCCCCAGUAAGCAGCCCCGGACAGAGGAGGGAAAGGUGGACUUCUCCAAGAAGAACAAGCCGGCAUGCGAACGAAACCCCGAAGCCAUCAACGAGUCCUGGUCUUUCUCCCGCUCGCAAGUCAAAGAAAGUUGCUCCGAAGGAACGCCCUUGCCCCAGCAAUACAAUACCCCCUUGCCCCGGUUUGGUCCCGUCCGCUGCAAACAAGUGCAAGACGUGCGGCUUCGACGUCAAAAGCUUCCGCCGACGCGCUCAGGAGGAGAAACGAGAAAAGAAAGUGAGCGCCGUUAAAGACACAAAAGGAAUCAUACGCCGGAUCAAAGACGACCUUAUGCUUCUGUCCGAAAAAGGUUUUCAAACAAGCUUGGUCUGGUAUGACGAUUCAACGGAAUCCGGCGCCUCUCUCGGAAAGGUAGGAAGGAAGGCAGAGUCAAAGAGCAAGGAAGCUCACUUUCUGGGUUUCGGAGACCUCGGCAGUUCCUGGGUUGGCAGCGAUGACGUCCAGAAGUCGUACAAAAGGGCCUUAAGGGUAUAUAAGAAAGCGAAGAAAGAUCAGAGCGAGGAGAAAACCUCAAAAGGCGACCAGAGCAAGGCUCACACUUCAGCUAAUGGACCGCCGAAUACUGCUAGUGUUCCCGGUCCUUCAAGCUCGUCGUAUAGCUUGCCACAAAGCCUUCGUAGCUUUGUAGCCUCCUUGAAUAUGGAGGAGACCCUGAGGAGCAAGGUUCUUGCGUGUCUAGAAUCUGGGGAAGUGGAUGAAGCGAGUCUGAAAGAGUUGAUUGAUGAUAAAGAUUGGUUGAACUCGAUUUUCGGGGACAAGGCUGGUCCUCGGAUGUUAUUUAAAGUAGCCGUGAAAAAGUGGGCAAACAGUGGACCCUAGGAUAUAUUGUAACGUUUGGACGUUGCUAAGCUCGUUCAAUGUGUGCAUGAGUAAUGACAUCUGAUUGAAUUUUCG
Molecule: messenger RNA, 2107 nt
Organism: Klebsormidium nitens
Lineage: Eukaryota; Viridiplantae; Streptophyta; Klebsormidiophyceae; Klebsormidiales; Klebsormidiaceae
Source: the annotation of a GenBank genome assembly